AUGUUGCGCCCAACCUUCAUCGUCUCUUGCCUUGCUGCUGUUGCGGCAGCACAUGGUGACCAUGAUCAGAAGGUCGUCGCUGGUCCUCAUCAAGGAUUGUGGUACAACACGUUGCCGGGGGAUGGAGGCACUCAGGCAGAUUCCGUCUUCUCUGGCAUCUCGACCUUUGGCCGUCUCCCAUACCUACCAUGUCUAGCCAGCAAAGAUAUCAACUACGACAUAGCUUUUAUUGGCGCCCCCUUCGACACCGGCACUUCGUAUAGACCUGGCGCUCGCUUCGGUCCAUCGGGAAUCCGUCAAGGGUCUCGUCGACUAAACCUCUACGGCGGCUACAACGUGCCCCUAGCCACCAACCCCUUUAACAGCUGGGCCACCAUAAUCGACUGCGGCGACAUCCCCGUGACCUCAUAUGACAACACCUUCGCCCUCUCGCAAAUCGAACAAGGCCACCACUCCAUCCUUUCCCGCAAACCCACCACCGAUUCUGCUUUGCCAGGUCCUUCCCUCCAGGGUAAAACCCUCCCACGCGUGAUCACCUUGGGAGGCGACCACACCAUCACGCUCCCCCUUUUACGGUCCAUCAACCGGUCCUACGGCCCCGUUUCGGUCAUCCACUUCGACAGCCACCUCGACAGCUGGCGACCCAAAGUCUUUGGAGGGUCUCCUUCGGAAGUCGCGUCGGUGAAUCAUGGGACUUAUUUCUACCAUGCGGCGCAGGAGGGCUUGUUGAGAAAUGAUAGUAAUAUCCAUGCGGGGAUCAGGACGACACUCAGUGGCCCGAGCGAUUAUGAGAAUGACGGGUAUUGCGGGUUUGAGAUUGUGGAGGCGAGGGAGAUUGAUACGAUUGGGACGGAGGGAAUCAUCAAGAAGAUUAGGGAGAGGGUGGGUACGGAGAAGCCGGUUUAUUUGAGCUUGGAUAUCGACACGUUGGAUCCUGCUUUUGCCCCAGCUACAGGUACCCCUGAGACUGGUGGGUGGUCAACUCGAGAGCUUAGGACGAUUUUGAGAGGGCUGGAGGGAAUCAAUAUCAUUGCUGCUGAUAUUGUUGAGGUUGCACCUGCCUACGAUACCAACGCCGAGCAUACGACCAUGGCGGCAGCCGAUGCGUUGUAUGAAAUCAUGAGUAUCAUGGUCAAGAGAGGACCGCUCAGCGUAACCGGUGCGCCGCACGAUUUUUAAAGUGUUGGCAGAUGAUGGACAACCGAACACGAACAAAUCGCCGACCAACGCAUCGUGAAGUGUGGUUCUGCGCUUGGAGAUGGUGAAAUCAGGGGAUGUGGUGAAAGUAACGUUAGGCACCGACAACCUUCCAAUGUCAUAUAGAGAGAGCUUCUAUGCAUGGAUCCCAGUUAUUCAUUCAAUGCUGAUAUAUGAUGAUUUUUCCAAUU
Messenger RNA from Neurospora hispaniola, 1388 nucleotides. Its product is annotated as arginase family-domain-containing protein. Gene Ontology annotation, molecular function: metal ion binding; agmatinase activity. The transcript is spliced from 6 exons. The record is from RefSeq and is a predicted model, not a curated record. The coding region runs from base 1 to 1179 and encodes 392 amino acids. NCBI's taxonomy places the organism in Eukaryota, Fungi, Ascomycota, Sordariomycetes, Sordariales, Sordariaceae.